CCAAGCUCAAGUACGGGGCCUUCAUGGCUGAGCUGGGAUUCAUGGAAGUGAGCCUCGAGUUCCUGCUCAAGGCCAACGACACAUGGAAUGAAAUGCAUGAGAGCGAAGACGAACGAGUCGCGCAGACGUUGGAGACUGUGGCUAAGGUGCUGGCAAAUCUGAAGUCACCCGAGGCAUCGAAAUACUUCGAGCGAGCCUUGCAAACAAGUAACAGGCUGUGCAAGAAGACUGGACCGGACACAAAGCUUGCGAUGCUGCAUAACGACUGGGGGCUUCAUCUCAAGAGGGAGAGUCAGCACAACGAAGCGAUCAGAAACUUCAUGCGAGCUUCAGAGAUCUGGACGAGGAAGCUCGGAGCCAAUCACCUCCAUGUGUCGACAGCCAAUCUCAACAUCAGCACCACGUGUUACGCCAUGGGGAACAUGCAGACAGCAUCGGAGCAUGCAGCUCUUGCCAUGGAAAUCCGCAAAGAGGCUGUAGGUGUCAACCAUCCUCUAUACGCUGAGGCGUUGCUCAACUUCGCUGCUGUUGAACUUGGGAAGGAGAAAAUGGGAAGAGCCCGACGAGAAGCCGAGAUUUUAGUCCGUCAAGCCAUUGCCAUCUUCGAGAGGACUCGGGGUGGGCAACAUGCUGACACACUGUGGGCAAGGUCGUUCCUGACUGAAGGCUUCGGAGCUUCCCUCAUAGACGGAGAUGACGACACCUCUGAUGAAGAUGGGGAUGACGAGCAAGGAAAGAUCUAGCAAAUGACUUGCUGUAUUGUAAAUAUGUAUUAUUACACAACAAUGAUCAACAAAACUCAUGUGACCAAGACCCCUCGAAAGGAUGGCUGCCACUGUGUGGUUCAUGCAAAAACUUCGCAGUCAUAACCGCCAAGCCUUGGUCAAACAUGUCCUUGUUGUUCAUUGACACGGUCGUGAAAACAGCUCACAAGAUGAUACUCAGAUCCGAACGCUGACCUGCCACUGAGUCGGGGUCUAUGCAGAGUUCCUUCGCUAUCCUAAGGUAGGUACUGUAAGCCUGGCAAGAGUGAUCCAACCACGCCUAGUGAACUCUGACCCGUCAUUCUCAUCACCGUCGACAUCUUCGCAGCAAAUUGCUGCCCCCACGAAUCCCAAGAAGGUGCCUAGUCCAGUUCGUAACGCAGAAGGGCGUACGACUUGUUGCUCCUGUUGUCUUUGACCGAACUCUGUGAAAGCUGAAACCCGAGGUACUUAAAAGUAGAAACAACAGGCAUGAAGUCCGGUCGCUGACGAUCCACGUACAUCCAAACUGUGGUACAUUCCAAAGACUCUGCAACCUCCAGAAGGGAGACCAGCGACUGCUUGCUCGAAGCUGAAAUGGUUGAGGGUGCCGCAAUGUAAAACUGGGAUUUCUCACAGCUGUAGUGAGCACUCCAGUUCGCCAAAACUGUAUCUUGCGACGACUUCUUCUCCACCGAUUCAACCUUGAACGAGAUGAAGCUCGAGUCCAUCAAGGCCUCGGGCACAUCCACAAUCUCUAGUCCGCUCAGGGGGGCAUUGCCAUUCUCUCCGACCUCCUUGAAACCAAGGGUGGAGAGUUUACAGCAUACGUCAAACCCACGACGGUGGCCGACCCACCAACGUGGAGCAAGAGCACGCCAGCACCUCGCUGACGCGCCCAGAGGGAGAGAGUUUCUUGAAAACAGUCAUACGACUCUUAGUACUACAAAUGUGAUUAUUAUCAUUUUCUAACACCAUGAUAGACAAGAUCUAUGUAAGCACGUCUGACAAAGUUGAGUUGGAGUAGUUUGGCU
Molecule: messenger RNA, 1777 nt
Organism: Guillardia theta CCMP2712
Lineage: Eukaryota; Cryptophyceae; Pyrenomonadales; Geminigeraceae
Exons: 3
Coding region: 93-743 (216 amino acids)
Molecular function (GO): protein binding
Source: RefSeq, a predicted model, not a curated record